UUCUAGUUACCUCCGAAUAGUGUAACGCGUACAUGAAACUGUCGUGUGCCAGAACAGUGUAUUAUUUUAAGUAGAAUUUUUCCUCUUAUGUAUCUCAUGUAUCGUGUUUCUAUUCGUGAAAAAAUAAAAUACUGUGUUCAGAACUGAAAUCAUGAGAAAAGAAGGGUGAAAAAACGUAAAAUCACGAGAAAAAAACACGGAUGGUAAAACCGCGUUCGCGGAGGAUACAGAUUGAAUAUAAAAUUUGUGAAGCCAUAAGUGUGGUGUGUGACAUUUUUAAACAAUUCUAAAGUUGACAUAGAUCUGAAUUAUGUUUAUGGUUCAAACAUAAAAUGUCUUGAUAUUAGUAUUUCAAACAUUAAUGAAUUACUAAAGGAUAUCUAUCAAAUGUUAUUUAAAAUUGAGAUAAUAUACAAUAUAUUAUUUAUAAAGUGACAUACAGAGAUGUGUCAUGGAAAAAUGUAGUUCAAUUGUGUUUAUACAUGGAUGCAAUUUUGCAACAAAUGUGCUUUAAAGAUAAGUUAGAGUAUUUUCAAAAUGCAGUUGUACAAUUAUUCUUUAAUGGAUAAUGUAGUUCUGAAAAGAACUACCUACUAUAUGCAAGGAAUUAAUAUUCAAACAUGGUUAACAUUAAAGUGUGAUAUUGAGAACAAAUAUCAACAAUCUAUGUAAAUAAACAUAUUUUGAAAAAAUAAAAGGGUAUUACCUAAACAACAGAUGAAAUAAGAAGUUACAUGCAUGACAGGAAUAGGAGACGUAGGUCGCAGACGCGUUGAAUGGCGCCGUAGCGCAAAUACAAUCUUCUUCUAUCACUAAGCUGUAAUUCAUGAGUGAGAUAUAUAGAAGCAAACAUAGAUAAGCUGAAAAGGUGGCUAGACGCUACCCAGAGUAAAGAGGGGCUGCGUGGGCAUGCAGCAGCCUCAGUCACGCCCUCUUCUCGGGGACUCAGUAUCCUCUACAACUUCCCCGACUGCUCGGCGUAAUAAUCCUGUUGCUGUUUUGACACAUCAACAGCCGCAAGACCAAGGAAAUAGGUCAACAACUGGAAACCACAUAGUAUAUGUAAACCAGUUAAACCAUUUAAAUCAGAGUACCAUAAAUCCCUCAGGGACUGGUAUGGGCCUACCCCCGGCCACCCCCACUUUUGGGGUGGGCCUUAAUAUGGGAUUGCCACUAUCACUUUUAAAUACCAGCCUUACAUCCCUCACAUCUAAUGUUAUCACUACAUCAAAUCCUCUGCUCAAUUUGGGCCUGCCAAGUAUAAAUACAGGACUAACUACAAUAAAUCCUAGUCUCAAUCAGUUAAAUACCAUAAACUCAAAUUUAACUUCAAAUAUUGGUUCAAACAGUAUUAAUAAUGGUUUAUCUGGUUUGGGACAGGAUAUAAAUACUGGAAUUAAUAGGCUCAAUACAUUAAACUCAACAAAUAUAAAUUCUGGAUUAUCCAGUGUGAAUACUGGAAUUACCAAUGUAAAUCAGAAUUUGACAAGUUUAAAUUCAAACAUAAACCAGAAUGUAACCAGUUUGAGCACAAAUUUUACAUCCCCAAGCUCUGGUGUAUCUGGUUUAACUGCUAUUAAUCCAAAUAUAAAUGCAAAUUUAACUACUACCAGUAUAAAUUCUGGUAUGAAUCAAGGCCUCAAUCGAUCUAUUAAUGCUUUAACAACUGGAUUAACUCAAACUAGUCUAAAUUCCAGCAGUACACAAUUUCCAUUCCAAGCCAUACAAAGUAUACAGAGUAUUGCACCACACAUUGUUGGAUCAAAUAUUGCACAUGUACCAAGUUCUGCUAUAUCGCAGCACCCGAAUUCAAACGUUUCUACUAUUUCACAAAUAACAAAUACUGGUACCUUGACAAGUUCCAGUAUAUUCACAAGCACUUCCAGUGAACCAAUUCAUUCAACCACAGCAAAUGUGAAUCACGCUUCAAACGUGAAUCUCACUACAAAUAUUCCACAUCUUGGUACAAUGCACUCAAAUUUAUCUAAUGUAUCAACAUCUAAUGUGCAGCAUAUAUCUGCAUCAAAUGAACCGAAUAUGUCACUGAGUCAUACUUCUUUAAGUUCUUCUCAGUCAACUGGAUUUCAAUCUCAGCGACAAUAUUCACAGGGAAUUAACCCUGGUUUAAGUUCAUCGGUAACACUAACGGGCUCAUCUCAACCAUCAAAUGUGGUCAGUACAAUAAAUACUGUAAAAUCUAUGCAGAACAUUCAAAGUCAAAAUAUUAGUUCUCCAAGCAGUCCAUUUUCAAUACCAUUAAAAAGUCCAGCAUCUAAUAUUGCACCACCUACACCAAGCCCUAGUCCUAACAGACUACUACUUAGAAGUCCAGCAUCUAAUUCAAUACAAUCUAAUAGAAAUAGUCCAAGUCCUGUUGGAACAUCAAAUAAUAACUUUAAUAUACAAAUGCAAAGUCCAAUGCAGAGUCCAAUGAGUGUUAGCCAAAUUCAGAGUCCUGUACUUAGUCCAUAUCCUCCUGCAAAAAGUCCUCAUUUGUUAAGUGGAAAUAACUCUCUAAACAACAGAAGUCCAGCACCUGGUGGAAGUCCUGGUCCACCUGUGGGAUAUCAAUCAACACCAACGCAACUAGUGACUAGGACACAUUUGAUUGGAAAUCAACAAAUUCAAAUAGCUGCAACUAAGCCUACAAAACAACCACCACAAAUUUUACCAAAACCUCCAAACCAACAAGCUGCUGGAUCACAACAAAAACAGCAACGUGUUACUACCACAAUUACAAAUCAAGUGACACAACAAACUCAACCACAGUUAGUUCUUGCUGGACCACAACCAAGUCCUACAACAGCUACAAUGAUACCAACAGCACAAGGUCUAUUAUUAAAUCAGGUUUUGCCGUCAACUGGACCCGUUAUUGUACAGCAACAACCAGGUGGUGUUCAACUCAUACUAAGAACGCCAGCGAGUGCCCAGCAACAAACACAUACUGCACAGCUAACUCAACAGCAAUUAGUUAGAGUUGUGACAGCACAAGGUAUGCAGUUACAAGGUAUUACACCUACGUUUUUUGCUGUACCUAAUGGUUUUCCUCCAGCUGCAUCUCCAGUAAUUAGACAUACUCCUUCUAGUCCAGCACCUUUGAUUCAAAAUGCAAUGGUACAAAGUCCUCAACCACAAAUCUCACAAGUAGGAUCGAAUUCUAAUACUGGUAAUACUCCAUGUACGCAAGCUGUUGUUGAACAAUCUUUAUUACCACCUCCUAAGAAAAAAGCUAAAAAGAAAAAGAAAACAAAACGGAAAGAUGAUGAACCACCAAAAUUGGAUCUUGCUAGUAUAAUGAAAAUAUCAGGAAUUGGAGAUGAUGAUGAUAUUUUUGAUACUGAUCUUACAACUGAAUCAGAUGUUUCUUGUCAAGUUCAAGUUGAUUCAAGUUCGGGACAAACUCUGGGACAACUUUCGUCCCAAGUAACGAUACCUACCAGUUCUGCUCAGAAUCUGAUACAAGUACCUGCACCAAAUACAACGAAUACACAAACUUCUGCGUCUCAGACGUUUAAUAGCCAACUUGUUGCCCAACUUCAAAUGCCUGUGCAAAAUGUACAAGGACAAUUACGAUUUGCUCUAGGAGAGGAUGGAAGAGUUGUUUUGCAUCGUACUCCAGAAUUAAAUCAGCCUGAAAUGGAUCAAGCUACUGCUCAAGCACUGAUACGAUCAUUAACACAAGGUGGUGGACAAAAUUCCCCAAUUAUUUCUCACCUUCUUGGACAAGCGCAAACGACAACACAAUCUACACAAAGUACUGUGCUACAGAGACAAAAAUUUGUUAAAUCACCUUCAUCAUCCAGUGUUUCAACGGUUACUACUACUGUAAGUUCGACAGCUCCACAAAGUGUUACUUGUGCAACUAGUCCACAGCAUGUGCAAGUAUGCUCAAAAUCAAAUAAUCAGAAAAGUGUAAAUGUUCCUCAAGAAUCCAGUCCUGUGUUAAAUGUUUGUGUCCAAAACAGUCUUGUAUCUUUACAAACAUUGGAUAUGCAAGCAUCGAAAAAUAUCAAUGUACAAAAUCUCGCACCAACAACAAAAACUAAUCAGUCAUCUAAUUCUAGCCUUUCACAACCAAACAGUAAUGUUCUAACGCCUGACGUUUUAGCAACAAAACCUUCAUGUACGUUCAAUAGUGCUGCUCAUGUUCAAAAAUCAUUACCAAAUAAUUUAACUGUACAAAAUGAACAUACUGUAAUAAAAAGUAAUCAGAGCCAUCAACAAGGAAAUCAACAAGAGUCAAUAACAUUGCAGCAAGAAACACCAAUAUAUCAACAUAAUCAACAUCAACAAAUAACAGCACAGACUGUACAAACUCAGAAUGUCCAACAAGUUUUCGAACAAAAUCUUCAAACUUCUGGAUCAAAUGCUCAACAUAAUUCUUUGAACAUGUUACAACAACAAAGUUCUUGCAAUACAGCAAUGCAACAUGAUGCUAUGAAUGUUUUGCAACAACAUUCUAGUAUUCAACAAAAUACGAUUAAUGUUUUGCAACAAAAUGCAUCUAGUAAUGUACAAAAUAUUGAACAAUCUGGCAUUGGUGAUUUGACUCAUGCGCAACAAAAUGUUAUUACAAAUAUGCAACAGCAAAAUACAUCUGCUAUUUUGCAUAAUACAAGUGUACAGCAAAAUGUAAAUGUACAACAACAAAAAGUUGUUGCAGCAAACACAUUUUCUUCUGUGAACACGCAUCAUUUUGAAUCCCAGAAUACAAUUAAUGCUAUACAACAAGGACUAAAUACACAGCAAAAUAAUCAACAUCAAAAUAUUGUGAUUACAAAUGCUCCUCCUUCAACUGCUAUGCAACAAAAUGAAUCUCAAAAAAUAGAGACCCAAAGUACAACAAUGCUUAAUUCAGCAGCAAACAAUAUAUUAAAUAAUGCACCAAAAAUUACUCCCGAAAUUUUAAAUGCAUUGAGUAAUUUAAAUCCUAAUGAUCAGUUAUUAAUUGCAAAUGCAAAUGGACAAAUGCAAGUAAUCAGUCAACAGCUAUUACAACAAUUUUUAGCAGGACAAUUAAAUGCAACUAAUCAGGUACAAAAUCAAAACCAAACUCAGAAAAUAGUGAUUGGUGAGCCAGAUGCAAAUAACCAGAAUUUACAAGGUGUACAAAUUAAUACUCCAACGAGUCAAAUAAUUGUAAAUAGUUCUGGUGGAGCUCCUACGAUUCAAAAUAAUAUACAGAAUAUUGUAGUACAAGCUGCUCCUUCUCAAAUGCCACAACAUAUACAAAUUCAAAAUUCCAGUUUUCCUAGUCAGUUUAUUGACAAUUUAAAUCAACAACAAAUCAGAAAUCUAGGUAAUAAUCAACCAAAGAAGGCAAAAAUUAUUAAAAGAACAAAAACUGCUGUUACUACUCAAAAUACUGGAAAUGCGCAGGUAACAAAAACAAUUACUGUUUCCCGCCCAACAAUGUUAUCAACAAAUAUAACUAAUCUUCAGAAAGUUGAUAAUUCUAACAAAGUAAAUACUGUAGUGUCACAAAGUACAAAUCCAAUUAAGAGCGAAUCUUCGCAAGUUGUUACAAAUGGUCCUGUACUUCCGUCUUCUCCUGGAAAUCACUUAUCAGUUCCCUCAAAUGGUCAAAUGGUUCAAAGAGUACAGACUAUUCAACUUCCUGCUCAAAAACAACAAUUAUUAAAAAAUAUACAGUCUCAAAUACAAGCUAUAUUAGCUCGUAAAUCAGGUUCACAACCAGAUCAAAGUGUUUUAACAAAAUUAUAUCAAGAACAAGCAAAAAUUUUAGCAAGUGGAAAGGUUGUUAGUACUACAACACAUUCUGUUAGUAGUGGAACAGAAACAAGUUUUAGUGUGAAUGCAGUUUCAACAAUGGCACCAAAUUUAAUAUCACAAAAUUGUUAUAAAAAUCAGACAUCAGCUGUACAAACUCAAACACAGACAUCAACUACUGUGGUAACUUCACAAAAUUUAAAUCCUAGUACAUCUUCAACUGUACAGAAUAAUUCAUCUAAUAGUUAUAUGAACAACCUUUCGAUAUCACAAAAUGUGCAAGGACAACAAUGUGUACAAAAUAAUCAAAAUGUACACCAAACGCACACAAAACAGCACAAGAUUUAUCAGAAUCAUGGAAAUCAGAUAUUAAAUCCGUCCUCUGCCAAUAUACAAAUUUUCUCACCACCAAUUACCUCUGUAGCUACUGUGCAGAGUAACGCACAACAAUUAUCUUCAGUUCAAACUCAACAAACUGGAAUGCAACAAUCAACCCAAUGUCAGACAGACCCAUUAGACAUAAAACCAAAUUUGCAAAUAUCAAGUCCUGUUAAACAAGAACUUUCUUCACCUAUUCAAAUACAAGUUCAAAGUGGUUCACCUGCAGGACAGGUAGCCUCACCUAGAAUGAUUGGCAAAGGAUCACAAAGAAUUCAAAGUCCUGUAAACACUAAUGGUAAUUCCAACAAGCAAACUGUCAGUCCCAAUAGUAAUUCAAGUCCUUUAGUAAGUCCUAGACAAGGUGUAAAAAGACCAGCAUCCAGUCCAAUUUGCAGACAGAUUAAUCGUAGUGACUUAUUAGAACAGCAAUUAAAAAUUGAUCAAAACGGUGCGAUAAAUCCAGACGUAAACACGCCAUUUUUGAGCAAGCGUGAUGCUUGUAAACGUCUUGUGCGAUAUCAUUGUUUAAAUGAGCAGGUACUUAGUUCUAAAGAUUUGGCAAAAGCUGAUGAGAUGUUUGAAGAAACAGCCAAACAUCUUCUAUCAAAAUUCAAUUCCAUGAUGAACAAAUAUACGUAUCUUCUUUUGAUGGAGAGCAUGCGAGAAGUGAGGACAUCGGAAUUGAUGAUGAUUGACAGAACUUUUGUUGCUGAAGAACAAAGUAUAUUAAAUAGGUUACGAGAACAAGAGGCUAAAGUUAAUGAAGAGUUCAAAAAAGAAGAGAAGCCAUUGGUGCCAAAGGUUGAACCUGGUCUUACAGAAGAAGAUAAAUUAUCACCAUCAUUAACUAACGUGUCUGUAAAACGUGAAUUAGAAGAUGACUUUCUAAGUGACGAAAUAGAAUGCAAACCAGUGAUUAAAUCAGCAAAUUGUACUAGUGGUGAUUAUGAUGAGUGGGUGGAGAUACAAAAAGAACUUGGUGUAUAUCCAUCUACCACAGACUCAUUUAAAUGUAAAAAUAUUAAUAAUAGUGGUAGUAAUAGUGCAUGUGCUGUGGCUGUUACAAGGUCGUCUAAAACUGAAAGAACACGAGCAAAUGGUGAAUGUCGUCUUACUGUAUCAAAUGCGAAUAUUUCUGGAGUUCAAAGUACAGUUAUAAAAGACAAUUGCGAACAAGAUACUACUUCAGUUUUUGAGAAGCGUUGGAGUAGUGCUACUGAUCUCGAGCGAGAUUUAUUAGAAGAUACAGACAGCUUAGAUGGACUGGCCUUACAUUCUCAAACUCAAUGUCCAGGCUCUCUUCAAGUAACAACCGAAAGUGGAAAUGGUAAUGAACAUGAUGAUAUUACAGCGCAGGUACAAUCUGCCAUUGAUAGCAUUCUUAAUCUUAAAAAACGUCCUACAAAUACAUUACCUGGCAAUGGUAAUAGUGCAUCACAAUCCAGUGAAUCAAAGGACACAGUGCUUGACCAAGCAGUCCGUAGCAUUUUAGGCUCGUGACCCUCCUUUAAUAAAGUAUAUUAAACAAGUGAAGUUAAUGGUGAACAUCAUGCUAAUUGUUCGUUUAAAAAAUUUUUAAAGUACUAUACAUUUUUUUGGUGAUUUUUUUGUGGUUAUGUGAAUAAUCUAAAAACUAUGUUUGAUAUUAAGAAUGCGACAUUAUCUUUGGUAAUGCAUAUUUGAAAGCCUACAAAUUGUUGCUAAAUUAUUUGUAUAAAUCCUACAAUUUUAAUUUCAUUUAUACAUAAAUUAAAACGACUAUCUGGAUUAUGCAAUUUUAUAUAUUUCUCCAAAAUUUAUUGAAAAUUUUUUCUGCAAUGGCAAUAACUAUGCAUAAUAUAAAAACAAGUAUACUUUCCAGUAGUCUAGCUGUAAUAAAGCCAUCGCGUUUAUCUAGCAGCUGUACAUGUGGAUAGAUAGGCAAAUAGAUGGAUAGAUAGGUAGUAAAAUAAAUAGAUAAUUCGCUCAGAUUUUUCAAUCUGCCACUUUGUAAUGUAAUUUUGUAAAAAGUAAUUAUUUAAAACAAUUUAUUCCACUUUAUCUGUAGUACUUGUAGAAAAAUCUUAAGAUACUUAAAACUGGGUCGGUG
Messenger RNA from Heterotrigona itama, 8200 nucleotides. The record is from the annotation of a GenBank genome assembly. Lineage: Eukaryota; Metazoa; Arthropoda; Insecta; Hymenoptera; Apidae.